Molecule: messenger RNA, 11973 nt
Organism: Caenorhabditis bovis
Lineage: Eukaryota; Metazoa; Nematoda; Chromadorea; Rhabditida; Rhabditidae
Source: the annotation of a GenBank genome assembly
AUGCUCAUUGAUACGAUGCAGGAGCGAAAAAUCGAGGAGCUCGCCGAGCUUGUCGAAUGUUUUGAAGAGACGUGCGACGAUCUAUGGCACGCCAAUACACCGUACCCUCAAUCGAAAAUGAAGGUGCUUCUUGAAUUGAUGGCGUCGUACCUCUGCGAUCAAAUCAGCUCGAAAAUCGAUGAGAAGGGCAUUUGGCGCGAAGACGGCGUCACCGAGAAGCUGCUCGCCGGCAUCGACGUCUGCGAGCAGAUGCUCUUCACGGUGAAGCUGCUCACCUCGCAAUCAUGGAAGAGAGCAUCGGAUCACGUGUGGGAAGGCAGCGCGAUCGACAUCAAAUAUCUCGCCGCGUUUCGCGAUCGUCUCGAUGAGAUCGUCUCGCUGAAAUCGCUCGGCGCGCAACUCGAAGAGCUUCUCCAGGAGAAGGGCGUCAAAGAGGAGAUCGAGAAGACGAUUGAGACGUCGAUGCGCGGAAUGGCGCCGUUGGCCUACAAUCCGUUCACCGAGCCGAAUUGGAAAUCGCGAGUUUUGGUCGCCGAGCGAUCAAUUGAAUCAACCAUCGAUAGGACGAUUCCAAUUCUCAAGCAAAGAUUGACAUUUUCGAAUGGUGAUUCUCAAAAUAUUGUUCUGAGUCUCGAAAAGCUUAAAAGUUUCCUGUGCCGCGCCAACAUCAAGGAGAAGCUGCAAUACGAGCGCGAGACAUUCCUCGCCAAACUCAUUUCAAUGUUGUCGACGAAAAGCCAAGAAUUCGACGAGAAAAUCAAUCAGGUCGAUGUGAGAAGCUUUCAGUUUCUCACCGAAAUCGCCGCGAAAAUUGUCUGGAUUCGGCAGCAGACGUCGCAGAUGGAAAGUGUGAAAGCUUUGAGCAAAUCGAUGCUCGACGACCUUUCGAAUUACGCAAACUUCUCGAAUAAAGUCGACGAGUUCAUCGAAAGACUUCAAUACGCGGAGAAGGAAUGCUUUGAUGAUUGGUGCCGGGAGACAAUAUACCUGAUCGAUGAUAAAAAUGACUCGAUUGCCUUGGAAACGACGGGAAAAAUUAUGAUAUUGGAAUCGUCGAAUCGUGAAUUGAACGUCAACUAUUCUGAUAGACUGUUAAGGCUAUUAAAAGAAGUUCGUCAAUUGAGCAGUCUUGGCUUCAACAUACCGUCAAAAAUUUUAACAUGCGCCAAUAAUGGUGAAAAAUACUUCAAAUAUGGUGUGAUUUUGAAGCAAAUCGCCCAUUUUUACAAUACAAUUGAUCAGCAGAUGAUUCCGUCGCAGCAGUCGCUUAUGCUCGAUGAUGCUAUUGCAUUUGAGAAAUUGGUGAUUCCACGAAAGGAUGCUUCAAAUAGCGCCUCAAAAGUCACCUGGAACGAGCCGAAACAGCUCGAGGAGUUUAUUAAGCAACUUCAGGACGCCGAACAACGCCUAUCCAAUAGGAAUCGAAGGCUGAGGAAUGUGCAUAUGGAGCUUAUUGAGUUGGUCGAGAAGCUCAUGGAUUUGAAUAUUGUUAAACAGAGUAAUGAAUGGAAAGAAAUUAUUGUUAAAAUUCGAUCAAAGAUGAAAGAAGAGGAAAUUGUGCAUGGUGCAUCGAAAAAGAAUAUGAAGCCAUGGCUGAUACAUUGGGAUUUUCAAUUGUAUAAGGCAUUAUUGGUGCAAUAUGAAUGGGGGAUUGAAAGUAUUCAAUCACAAUUGGCACCAAUCGCUGUGCAUAUCGUCUUCGCCGAUCAAAAAAUCCAGCUAAGACCAACAAUCGAGGAGGUUCGAGCGAAAUAUUACAAAGAAAUGUCGAAAUUUCUUCGAAUUCCCGACCGAUUUCGCGGAGUUCAAGAGGACGAAUCAAAUGUCAAAUUUUUCGCGCAAAUGAUUGAUCAAAGUAUGCAUUUAUUGCCGACAAUUUACGAAAAAGCCGAGCAAUUAAUGGAAAAAGUCGCAAAUUGCGAUCAAAUGUUCGCGGAUUGGCUAGUAAUUGCCCAAGUCAAUCUCGAGGAGCUCAUCGAGGAGAACCUCAAAACCGCUGCCGAUUGGGAGGCACAAUUGAAGAUUCUGAAGGCGAAAGCGAGAGAGGCCGAACGUCUUCCACACGAGCUCAAAUUUGAGUGCAUUGUCGUGAGCACCGCCGGCGUCAAAUCGGCCAUUGAGGACGCCAUUCAGCGACUAUUCGACACAUUGACAUGGACGUUGAGGCACUCAAUCUCGACGACGUCGCAAUCCAUCAACGCGUUUCUCACGCAGGCGAUCGAUGUGCUCUCGACGCGUCCGCAAUCCAUCGAUGAGAUCGCCGAGGCCAAUUCGAAGCAUACCGUAUUCGCCGAAACGAAUCGAAAGCUGAAAGAGGAUUGGAAGAUCAUGGAGGAGCAGCACACCCUGUUAAGGUCGGUCGCGGGAACUGGUGUGGACCAAUUUGAUAACUUGGAGCAAAAUUGGGAUCGGUUUGAGCUGAUGCUUGACAGCCAUCAGCUAAUGAUCAAGGAUCAGGUGGAAGUCCUUAAAAGUAAUGUCGAGACGAAUGUGAAAGGAAUGAAAGACGAAGCGGAGAAGCUGAAAGCGCGCUGGGACCAAUUCAAGCCAAGAACGGACGCCCUACAAGGCGAUCGAGAGCAAAUGCUGAAAGCGAUUCAAUUUAUUCGCGAGAAACGCCAACAAUGGCAGGAAUUGGCGGACAAUCGCGCCAAAAUUGAAAAAGAAUGCGAACAAUUCGGGCUGGAAUUGCCCGAAACUACCAUCAUUGAUGAGAUCGAUGAAGAUAUCAAGCAAUUCGAGGACAAUUGGCUCAUUUAUGAGCUAUUCAAUCAGGAAUUGGACGCGCUCGCCCAAGAAGAAUGGAUUGUGUUCAGAAGCAAAACCUAUCUAUUCGAUGAAUUUCUACAAAAAUGGAUGGAAAAACUGAAGACUGGAAGCCAGACGCAUAUGAGCGUACGCCUUCUGAAAGACGUCGAACAGUUCAAGGAGCUCAGCAGCGCGCUGAAAUUCUGCCGAGGCGACGUGCUCAGCGCCGAUCAUUGGCACGAGAUGUUCAGAUUCCUCGGUCUUCCCCGAGGCACGACCAUCGAGAAGCUGAAGCUCGCCGAUCUCCUCUCAGUCUCAACCAACAUCCUGGCCAACAUUGACCAAUUGAAGCAGCUCAAUUCGCGUGCUCAAGGCGAAGUGGCGAUUCGAGAUGCCAUUCAGGAGCUCACCCUAUGGGCGGCUCAGACCGAAUUCAGCCUAUCCGACUACAAGCAUUCGAACGGGCAGAACGUCAAGAUCAUCAAAGAGUGGAAAGAGGCCAUCAAUUCAGUGAAAGACAGUCAAGCACUUCUACAAUCGUUGAAAUCCUCGCCAUACUAUUCGCAAUUUUCGGAUAAAACAGCGGUGUGGGAAACCCGACUCGCCGAUUUGGACAUUUUUCUCGCUCAGAUGAACGACAUUCAACGCAAAUGGAUCUACCUGGAGCCGAUUUUCGGCCGCGGUGCACUUCCGUCCGAAGCUUCGCGAUUCUCACGAGUUGAUUCCGAAUAUAGAGCGAUUUUGAACGAUGUUUCGAAAGACGCGCGCCUCGUCUCACUGUGCUCACGACAAUCGCUCAAAAAAUCGCUGGAGCAGAUUGUGGACCAACUGAAUCGCUGCCAAAAGGCGCUCAAUCAGUUUCUCGAGCAGAAGCGAAGCACAUUCCCGCGAUUCUAUUUCAUCGGCGACGACGAUCUACUAGAGAUUCUCGGGCAAUCCACAAAUCCUCUAGUGAUCCAAUCGCAUAUGAAAAAGCUGUUCCAAGGAAUCGACAAAGUGAUAUUCUCGUCAAACAAUGAGACAAUUUCGUCGAUAGUGUCCGCCGAAGGGGAAACGGUUCCACUAACGAAGCCCGUUCGAAUCGUUCCGCAAGUUGAGACCUGGCUUCAACAGCUAUCGGAUGAGAUGCGAAGGACGCUUCGGGAUCUUUGCGCGAACGCCGUUGCCGAUCCGCAACCAUCGCUCGCCAAAUAUCCAUCGCAAAUUCUUUGUCUCGCCGAAGAGGUCAAAUUUUGCGCGUCGGUCGAAUCGAUACUCGAAUCCACCAAAGAUCUCAAAUCGUUCAAAUCGCAACUUCAAGACAAACUCAAAACCUAUACGAAUAUGAAGGUUGACGACAAGGUGUCGCAAUUGAAGCUCAAAUCGCUCAUUCUCGAUUUGAUCCAUCAUAUUGAUGUGAUGGAUCAGCUGAUAUCGAAUCGCGCCGAUUCAACGGGCUGCUGGACGUGGCAAAGGCAGCUGAGGUGCUAUUUGGUGAAUGGCGCAGUGGUGUUGAGGCAGGUGCACAGCGAAUUCGACUACACCUAUGAGUACCAGGGAAACUACGCCAAACUCGUGCACACCCCUUUAACAGACAAGUGUUAUCUGACAUUGACUCAAGCAAUGUACAUGGGACUCGGUGGCAAUCCAUACGGACCGGCGGGAACCGGCAAAACCGAAUCGGUCAAAGCGUUGGCGGCGGUGAUGGGCCGUCAGGUGCUCGUGUUCAAUUGCGACGAGGGCAUCGACGUGAUGUCGAUGGGUCGCAUCUUCACCGGCAUCGUUGAAUGCGGCGCGUGGGGCUGCUUCGACGAGUUCAAUCGUCUUGAUUCGACCGUCUUGUCGGCGGUGUCCAUGCAGAUUCAGACGAUUCAAGGCGCGAUCAAAUCGCGAAUGAGCACGUGCACGUUUGGCGGCAAAACGGUGCAAGUGAAUCCGAACAGCGCCAUCUUCGUCACACUCAAUCCGGCUGGCAAAGGCUACGGCGGCCGUCAGAAGAUCCCCGACAAUCUCAAACAGCUGUUCCGCGCCGUGGUGAUGGGACGGCCCGACAACGAGCUGAUCGCGUCGACCAUCCUCUAUUCGGAGGGAUUCGUCGACGCGAUGUCGCUGGCGCGCAAAAUCGUCGCCAUCUUCCAACUGUCGCGUCAAAUGCUCUCGAAACAGCAGCACUAUGAUUGGGGUCUUCGCGCGCUCAAAGUGGUGCUCGGCGGUUGCGGUGCGCUUCGGCGAGCGAGUCCGAGCAAAGAGGAGACGAAUGUCGUUGUUCAAGCGUUGCUGCUCAACACGCUGUCGAAAUUGACAUUCUCCGAUUCGGUGCGAUUCAAUUCGCUGAUCGACGACAUCUUCUCGAACGCGAACAAGGAGAUGGCGAAAUUCGGCGAUCUCGUCGAGCCGCUCGCGCAGGCCUCGAAAGAGAUGAACAUCAAGUUGUCCGACAAGCAAAUGGAGAAGGUGUUUCAGCUCUAUGAGCAACUUCGCCAACGAAUCGGCGUCGUCGUCGUUGGGUCGCCGGGAAGCGGCAAAUCGACAAUCUGGAAGGUUCUUCAACGCGCGUUGAUCAUCGCGAAGCAUUCGCUGCGAGUGACGGCGUUCAAUCCGAAAGCGGUGAAUCGGGUGAAGCUUCUCGGCAACAUGGACAUGGACACCCGAGAAUGGUCCGAUGGUAUCAUCACAAUGGCGGCAAGGGAGGUCAUCAAGGACACCAGUGUUCAUCAUUGGAUCGUUUGCGAUGGCGAUAUUGAUCCGGAAUGGAUCGAAGCGUUGAAUUCGGUGCUGGAUGACAAUCGACUGUUGACAAUGCCUUCUGGUGAGCGUAUCCAAUUCGGAUCCAAUGUGAAUUUUGUGUUCGAGACUGACUCGCUACAGUACGCCUCGCCAGCUACAGUAUCCCGAAUGGGAAUGAUCUACAUCAGCGAAGAGGACGUCUCACCACACGACAUCGUCGCUUCAUGGCUCAGCUCCAAUUCCGAAGAUGUGCACGCCGAAUUGGCGUCAUGGAUCGACGAGCACUUCUUCCGCUGCUUCAAAUGGGCACGAACGAAUCAAAUCGGCGGGAUCUCAAGCUUCGGGCUUCUGAGGAAUGGUCUGACUCAUCUGAGAGCAUCGAAAACGAAAACGCACUUCCUUGUGCUCCUCUACAACGGACUUGUGCCAUUCGUCGUUGAUGAGAAGAAGGCCGAUUUUGCGAAGAGCGUCGUCUUCCAGGGCAUCUCCGUUCCGGAUCCGAAGAACAUCUGCUAUGAUGAUCGCAUCGAUGGAAUCAUGACCUAUAUGGAUUACGUGUCGCAGGCGGUGACCAAAGAGGAGAUCGAACGCGAGGAUCUUCGUCCGUUCGUGCUCACCGCCGACGCGCAGCGAUACACCGACGUGGUGGGCUCGUGGAUGCACGAGUCCAAUCGCGAGAGCUUCAUCCUAAUGGGUCCCGAUGGAUGCGGAAAGCAGCAGUUGCUGAAGCACUGCUUCCGAAACGAUCACGAGAGCCAAUUAGCCACACUCUAUUGUUCGGCGCAGUCAAGCUCAUCGCAUUUGCUUCAACUCAUUCAGCAGAAUUGUGUGCAAGCGAGCAAUCCAACCGGAAGGGUCUGGAGGCCCAAGGAUCGUCCCAACCUGAUUCUGUUCCUCAAAAGUAUUAAUCUACCAGCGCCGGAUCGGUAUGGCUCCAAUGAGCUCCUCAAUCUCCUUCAUCAGCUUCUGACCUAUCAGGGAUUCUUCGAUCACAACCUGGAAUGGGUGUCGAUCGAGAACAUCCAGUUCGUCGGCAGCAUGCAGCCAAUCGCCGACGGUUCGGGAAACGUGCCGAAUCGCCUAUUCUCGCUUCUGCGAUGCGUCGCGCUCAAUGAGACCGACGAAGCGCAACUCACGUCGAUCUACAAAACGUAUUUGGCGCCGAUUCUCGACGAAGCCGGCGAGUCGAGUGCGGAGAUUGUCGCGAGUCGAAUGGUCGACGUCUUCCAGAAAGUCCGCCUCAAUUUUCGGCAAUCCGACAAUAUCGUGUUCUCGUUCACACCGCGCGAUCUCACCAAUUGGACGGUCGCGUUUCUGCGGCACGAGCUCGAUUCGGGCAAACUCGACGCGGUGAUCUUCUUCGAAGCGCAUCGCAUCUUCGCUGAUCGCCUUCCGAAUGAGGAGAGCAAAAGCAAAUUCGAGGAAAUUCUGAGGAAUGUCAUACCAAUGUCAAAAGCGAAUGAGAGUCUGUAUGUGACGACGUCGCGCGCCGUCUCCGGCGAUAGCAACACAGGAUUGCCACUGACGCCAAUCAAAAUUUCCGAUUUCUCGCAACUUCUCGCAAAAUCGAUUAAUCGAUUCGAAUUCGAAGUCGCCAACUUCGCAUCGCCGCUGACCAAUCAGCUCGUCAUGUUCUGCGCGUUCGUCGAUCGCGUGCUGACGUCGCCGGCCGGCAAUCUCUUUUUGCCCGGUCGCAGCGGAUUCGGACGUCGCGACGCCGUGCGCCUCAUCGCCCACAUGCACGACAUCGUCGUGUUCUCGCCGAUCGUCACCAGCAACUAUUCGUCGAAACAAUUCGACAAUGAGCUGAAGAACGCGAUCACUCAUGCAGUGAGCAAUAAUGAGCACGUCAUGUUCAUUCUAGAGGAUCAUCAAGUUCGACAAAGCGUCUUCCUGCAGAAGGUGAACUCCCUUCUCGCCAGCGGUCAGAUUUCAGGACUGUUCACCCAGCAGGAGUUGGAUGGGCUAGCGGCGCUGGUGGCAGAAGCGGCCAGUCAAGCAUCAUUCGCUGGUCCCUUACAACAAUAUCUGGCUCAUAGGAUCAAGGCGCUUGUUCACGUUGUGAUCAUUCUCGAUGUUGAUUCAGAGGACUUCAACUCCGACAUCGCGCAGAACCCGUCGAUUCUAAAACACUGCAACACCAUUUUCGGUUUCGGCUUCGAUCGCGAUUCAUUGAAUACCAUUCCAAAGUUGUUGCUGGAGAAGCACAAGGUGAACGCGAGCGACGCGGUGCUCACCGGCUUCAGCGACAUUCUCGUCAGCAUUCCCGUCGAGCUGUCGUCGCAACCAAUCCGCUUUCGACAAUUCGUCGAGAACUACGUCCGAAUAUGCGAUGUGAAGAAGUCGACGCUGACGGUGCGGCUGAAUCGUCUUCAGGGCGGUGUCUCGAAAUUGAACGAGGCGCGCGAAGAAGUGGCGAAGAUGCAGAAGAAGGCGGCGAAGCAGAGCAAACUGCUCGCCGAGAAGCAAGCCGAAGCCGAUGAAGCUCUUAAAGCGAUCACGGAGAGUAUGAGUGGCGCCGAAGAUCAGAAAUUGUCGAUGGAACAGUUGAAAGAGGCCACCGAGAAGGAGAACAUUCGAAUCGAAGAGCAGAAGGCAAAAAUCGACGAUCAGCUCAAAGAGGUGCAGCCGAUGAUCGAGGCGGCUCGCAAGGCGGUCGGCUCGAUCAAAUCCGAAUCGCUCAGCGAGAUUCGAAGCCUUCGAGCGCCGCCGGAAGCCGUUCGAGACAUUCUACAAGCGGUGCUCCUCUUCAUGGGCAUCUUGGACACCUCCUGGGAAGCAAUGAGGAAAUUCUUGUCGAAAAGCGGUGUCAAAGAUGAGAUAAUGAAUUUCGAUGCGCACCGAAUCACGAAUGAGAUGUACAAAAAGGUGUCGGCGUUGGUGAAGCAGAAGGCGAACUCGUUCGAAGAAGCGACGGCGAAGCGCGCGUCAAUCGCUGCCGCUCCACUCGCGGCGUGGGUGAAAGCGAAUCUCGAGUAUUCGAAAAUUCUCGAGAAAAUCUCGCCGUUGGAGAAUGAGAAGAACAAAUUGAUCAAGAAUCUGAAAAAGGCCGAGAAACAAAUGGAGAAUCUAUCGAAGGGUCUUGAAAGCGUCGAUGAGGUGGUGGCGGAUUUGAAGAAGAAAUUUGAGAAUCUCAUGAAGGAGGCGACGCAGAUCAAAGUGGAUUUGGAUCGCGAGAACGCGACGAUCGAGGUGGCUGGAACGCUUGUCGCGAGUCUGUCAGGCGAAUUCGAGCGCUGGAAACAACAAAUCGAGACGUUGGGCGGCGAGCAGGCGAAAAUCGAAAUAUCGGCGCUGAUCACCGCGGCGUUCGUUACCUAUCUCGGCGACUGCAGCGAGAAGACGCGUCAGAAUGUGAUGAAGUCGAUUUGUCAGAUGUUCCAGAUGGUCGGCUUCAAGCCGCUCUCGUUUGCCUCGCUCGAAACCGAACAGCUCAACUGGAAAACCAAAGGCCUUCCGUCGGACGUUUUGUCUCUGGAGAAUGCCAUGAUUCUAUUCAACACCGAUCAUGUCCCCUUCAUCAUCGAUCCGUCAGGCCAAGUUCCCGUGUUCCUCAGCAAUUACAUUGAGAAGUCCGAGGUUUUCAAAUCGGCUCAAUCCGAUCUGAUGACGCAAAUCGAGUUGGCCAUCCGAUUCGGCAAAACGAUUCUGAUUGAUGAUGUCGUCGAUGUUGACCCGACGCUGAUGCCAAUUCUAAGACGCGAGUUGACAUCGCAGGGUCCCAGACAGGUGAUCGUGUUCGGUGGCAAGCAGAUCGACUACAAUCCCGACUUUCGUUUGUUCAUUUGCACCAGAGACGAGAAGGUGAAAAUCCGACCGAGCGUCAAGAACCAUCUCAUCAUCGUCAACUUCACAACGACCGUCAGCGCGUUGUCGGCGCAACUCCUCGGCGUCGCAAUUCAUUUGGAGAAGCCCGAGCUCGAGGAGCGCUCGAGCAGUUUGUUGCGCGACGCCGAACUCAAACGUUUGGAGUUGGAGAACCUCGAGCAGCUACUCCUCCAACAAUUGGCGUCGUCGCAGGGCAAUCUGCUGGCGAACACCGACCUAUUGGACUCGUUGAACAAAUCGAAAGAGAGCUCCGAGACGAUUAGUCGAAGUAUUGCCGAGAGCGAGAAGCUGCACAAAGAGCUCACAAUGCAAAAGGAGAUCUAUGUGCCGCUGAGUCAGUUCACCUCAUCCCUCUAUUUCUCAUUCUCAAACCUUCACCAUCACAAUCAAAUGUACAAUUAUAGUGUGAACACGAUCAUGAAGUUGUUCGCGAAAACGCUGAAACAGUGCAAGGACACCUCGUCGACGCGCGUCGAGACGCUGGCGCGCCAAAUGCAGCUCACCGUGUUCUAUCAUGUGUCGCGCGGGAUAUUCCGACAAGAUCGCCUCAUGUUCGCCGUCGAGUUUCUCAACGCCACCAUGCCGAAGUUGUUUCAGCCAAAAGAAUGGGAAUUGUUCACCGGUGUGCUUGUCGACGACGACGCCUCGUCGCAGAAUCUUCGCGUCGCGUGGACGCCGCCCGAACGACUGCCGGCAUUGAGCAAAAUCAAGACGCAUCUUCCCGCGUUGUUCGCCACCCUUCAGAUCACCGACGAGGCGACAUGGAGCGAGUUUGGGAAAACGUUGCAAUGCGAGACGUCGUUCCCAUCAUCCAUCGACAACAAACUCACCUACUUCCAAAAGGUGCUUCUCAUUCAGGCGGCGAGACCCGAUCGCCUCUACAAUUGCCUUAUGAAUUUCGUGCUGCAGACAUUGAACAUCGCCAGCAUCAAUCCGCCGGCGUUCAAACUCAACGAGAUCUACGAGGAGUCGGACAGCAGUCAGCCGAUUCUAUUCAUUCUCGCCGACGGUGCCGAUCCGUCGCAGGAACUCGCCGAGCUCGCCGCCUCGCUUCGAAUGAGCUACACAUCGAUCUCAAUGGGACAGGGACAAGAAGCGGCGGCGAUCGAGGCGAUUCGCGACGGCGCCAACAACGGCGGCUGGGUGUGCCUCAACAAUCUCCAUCUCAUGCUCGCCGCGAUUCCGUCAAUCCACAAAGAGCUCUCAUUGUUGAGCCGACACGACAAUUUUCGGUUGUGGCUCACCGCCGAAGCCGAUCAGCGAUUCCCGACGAUGCUUCUUCAGCAAGCGCUGAAAAUCACGUUCGAGCCGCCGCCGGGCGUCAAGAACAAUCUGUUGCGCACGUACACGCAGAUCGAGAGCGUUCCGCGGCCGGUAAUCACGUGCCAAUCGAUAUUUGUGCUCGCCUGGCUCCACGCGUUGCUCCAAGAGCGACGAACGUUCAUUCCGCAGGGUUGGACCAAAUUCUACGAGUUCGGCGCCGGCGACGUCAGAGUCGCCCGCGCGUUCAUCGAGCAGCUCACCGCGAAAAAAUCCGAUUGGGAGUUUGUGCGCGGAAUUCUCAAGUUCGUCAUCUACGGCGGCAUCAUCGAGAAUGAUUUCGACGCCAAAGUUCUCGAUUCCUACAUAUUGACAUUGUUCAACGGUGAGACGUUGAGCGGAAGACCGGGUCAGACGGUGGCGAAAGGCAUCGAGAUUCCAGCGGCUCAGAAUCUUGAGGAUUACGUGGCUCAUGUGAUGAAGGUCGUUCCCGCCGUCGACGAGCCUUAUCUGUUCGGUCUUCCCGAGAACAUCAAAUACUCAUGGCAGAUCGUUGAAUCCGAACGGGCCAUCUCGUCGAUUCGAACCCUAGCGCUCGGCGGCUCGUCGAUAUCCAACGCUCACGACGCGGUUGCCCCAAUCAUAGCGCUUUGGAAGAAGUUGUGCACGACCAGCGGCGAUUUCCACAAGAUGCAGCUACCCGAGGAGAGCAAGUCGGAAGACGCGAUUGUGCAGGUCCUUUCGCUCGAAAUGAUCAACGCUCUUCGAAUCGUCCAAAAUGUGCACAAUUCGCUGAAGUUCGUCUCAAAGGCUGUCAAGGUGCCCAGUCUGGCGUCGUCGGCAACCCGCAAGACGAUCCAAUCGCUAGUUUUACAUCAAACACCCGAUGAAUGGGAUCUCGCGUGGAGCGGACCGCCUGAUCCAGCCGACUAUCUCAACGCGGUGAUCCGAAAGACGCGCGGAACCCAACAGGUUAGGAGUCGCCUACUCGCCACCGCCGAAUCGGGAAGCCUUCUCAGCCAUCCCAUCGACUUCUCCGAUCUGUUCCAGCCGAACGUCUUCCUCAACGCUCUACGCCAGACCACAGCGCGUCAAUUGUCGACACCAAUGGAUCAGCUUUAUCUAUCAUCGGCGUGGGACGCCUCGCAACUUCCGCAAAAGCAGACGAUCCAUGUCAAAGGACUAUUAAUCCAGGGCGCCAUAUUCGACGGGUUCUUGCGCGAAACCACCGUAUCGAGUGCCGUGUUCGCGCCGGCGCCGCCCCUUUUCCUAGCAUGGACCGCUCAGGCAUCGUCGACAAUCAACGGCGAACAAGUCCAAGUGCCGCUCUACACGACUUCCGAGCGUUCCGAUCUCAUCGCGACCAUCUCGAUGCCGUGCCGAAGUGCUCAUCAAUGGAACAUCGCCGCCGUCGCGUUGUUCUUGAAAUGA